Molecule: messenger RNA, 1768 nt
Organism: Folsomia candida
Lineage: Eukaryota; Metazoa; Arthropoda; Collembola; Entomobryomorpha; Isotomidae
Exons: 3
Coding region: 237-656 (139 amino acids)
Source: RefSeq, a predicted model, not a curated record
UUCUCCACUUGGCCCACACAGACUCCACUCCAGUCCACUCUUGCUCCCUGCGUCCAACUGUGCACGACAACCACACGACCUCCGCCACUUGCUCCCAGACAUCAGAAUCCCAUUAAAUUUUUCAUCUCAACACCAAAAGUAACGAGUCAACCACCUCCUCCGACUUUGAAACUACUCGAGGAAACAACAGGCAGCAGAUUAUUCGUCUGGUGCAUUAAACUCUCCAGCGUUAAAUCAUGGUGACAGCUGCCUAUAAAACUUCGUGGACGGUUCUCAUCCUCCCGUUCAUCGUUGUGGUAAUGGCGACGUUGAUUUCAGCAUCACCUUCUGGAUCACCAAGUUCCGAAGACCUGCUUGGGUCCAGAGUUUAUUACAGAAAUAGAGAGACCCUCUCCAAUCCAGAAGAUAAUGUGGUCCCAAUUACACUGGAUGCCGGCCAGCAAUCAUCUCCCAUGCUCUACGACCCACACGUUCUGAGCGCCCAAGCACCAUCGGAUAACGCGCUGAUAACCUACCUUCUCACACGGCGCUUUGCAUUGGCCAACAACAAUAGACUGCGAUCUUACGUGGACUCGUCAAGCAAUGAAAUUUCAAGAAAACGUAGCUAUUCCAAGUACUGUGCAUUCAAUGCGGUCUCCUGCUUCGGGAAAAAAUGAAGAAUUUACCAACGUUGCUGUCUUCAAUGGUAUAUGUAGUAGUCAUUUAGGACUCUUUGUCCCCUCCUGCACUAUCAUCCUUAAUGUGAUUGAGUUGUAAUUCUUGUCAUCCUUCAAUAAACCAAUUUAUGAAUUUAUAUAAUUUAUUUUAUUAUUACUAAAUAAAUUGUUGGGGAGCAGCAUUUCCAUCAUGUCGAAACACAUUUUCAAUCAGUCUCCAAUAUAUAUAUGUAAAUAUACUGCUUCAAGUUAUAUAUUAACUCAUAGUACAUUCAGUCGGUUUGUGCCAAGUGUAAUAUGAGCAAGUUCCAUGUAACAACUAACAGUAAGAGUUGCGUCAAAUUUCAAUAAUGUAGCAUUUCUUGUAGCAGUAGUAGAUAGAGUACGGAUUUUAAAAUAUUGACUCGAUCGUCAUAUGCACAAUGUGAUGAUCAUUCUGUACACACACCAGCGAUACUAAUAAGUACACAUUUAUAUAUGUAUAGCAUGUUGUAUUAUAAUUAUUAUUAUACAUUGUACUCGUGACAAGUGUAGUUUGUAAUUGUGUAGUUGAUGCAUCAUUUUCACGGGGGGUAAAGAAUGAUAGAUUCCUCUUUCUCUGAAUAAUUUUCGAAUUUUUGCUAAUGCCAAGGUAAGAAUAAGCAACAGUUGCCUGUGGAACUACUAAUACCUACAUAUUUACAUACUUACUACUGUUUCAAAUCUAUAGAGAACAUGAGAAGAGGCGCGAUGCUUCUGAAAAAGGAUUACUGUUAUCCGGGCAUCUCGUUGAAGUAAAAUUAUUAUUAGCAGACUUCAGAUUAGGUAUAAGGUAAUCUUGGUAAUGUAUCUAAAAACAGAAUAAAUGAGUCGUCGCUUGCUUCCCAACAACUUUAUUGCAUUUAUAAUUUAUUGUUUUUUUUAUUUCUCUGUCCUCACUCACUCGAGAUUGAUACAUUUAUUUUUCAUUGAAUCAUGUCUCUCGUCUUCUUAUUACAUGAGCUCAUACCUAUUCCGAAGGAUAUCAAUUAUUAUGUAGAACUAUGUAGACUGUAUCAUGUAGGAGGAAUUGGUUCUGAAGUGCAGUACUUUAUUCUCUCACAAUCUAAAUAAAGCAGAAUUUCCAAAAACAA